GCCGGCUUUGGCCCUUUCUGGUAGCUCCAGCUGCAGCGAGAAAGAGAAAGAGCCUGAAAUACUCUUUGUGUUGGAGCGUUAUCGAGACAAGAGAGCGAAUUUCUGCUAUGUUUUGAAAGCUAAAACUUUCCAGAGGUUAUCAUCACUGAAGUGAAGGGUCACGCUCUCAGUAUUGAAGCAUGGAUGAUGAUUUCGAGCGGCGCAGGGAGCUCAGGAGACAGAAGCGGGAGGAGAUGCGUCUGGAAGCCGAGAGGAUGGCGUAUCACCGGAAUGAGGAGGAUGAAGAGGAGGCUGCUCGUGAGCGCAGACGAAGAGCGCGGCAGGAGAGACUGCGCGGUAAGGACAGCGAGGACGUGGCCUACCAACCCGAGACCCCGGAGCUCAACAACAGCCACAGCGUGACGGUGACAGAGAGCGUAUCCACCUCAGUGGUGUCCUCCAGCGGGAUGGGAGAGGGGGACGAUGAGGAACAGGCCCUGCUGGAGCGCCUGGCCAAGAGAGAGGAGCGCAGGCAGAGGAGGAUGAUGGAGGCGCUGGACAGACAGCAGGAGCUGGAGAGCAGCCAAACCUCCCACCACAGCCUGGAGGAGAGCCGGAGCUACGAGCCUGAGGAGGAGGAGGAGAAAGAGGAGGUCAAACAGGUGGAGGAGGAGGAGGAGGAGGAGGAGGAGGAGGUCAUCCCUAGAGAGGAGGUGGUGGUGGAGGAAAAGCCAAGGAGGUCUUAUUUGAGAGAAGAGGAAUCCGUUGAGGAAGUAUCUAAAAUACCUGAGGAGGACAGUAAUGAGCGAGAUGCUGUGCCUUCUUCUGAACUACAUGAGGUGGUUAUAAAUGAAGACGUAGAUGAUUCUGCAUUUGUUUCGGAGACGGAAACUGGCACCGCAGAGCUCGCUGCAGGUGUACGGGAGAAAAAGAGUGAGAUAGAGGGAUUGACAGAGAAUGGAGUGAAUGAAAUGAGAGAGGCAGAAAACUUUGAGAAAUAUGAGGUUUCAGAAAAUGACGAGUCUAUGAUGGAAGAUGAGGAUGUGAUGAGGAAGAAUAAACAGCCCAACGGAGGAGUGUGCGAGGACAGCACUCCCAAACACAAGAAAGCUGAGAGGACUUUCAGCCGAGGCAGCUUGCGCUCUCCUGAGGCUCCGGAGGCAGACGAUGCAGACGGCGAGGAUGCUCGCUUGGAGGCCGAGAGAAAGCUGGAGGAACUGAAGAGGAGAAGAGAUGAGAUGGAGAGCGAGGAGUUCGAGAGGAUGAGGCAGAAACAGCAGGAGGCCGAGGUGGAGCUGGAGGAGCUGAAGAGGAAGAGGGAGGAGAGGAGGAAGGUGCUGGAAGAGGAGGAGCGGCGGAGGAAGCAGGAGGAGGCCGAGAUGAAAGCCAGAGAGGAGGAGGAAAAGAGGAGGAUGAAGGAGGAGAUUGAGAAGAGAAGAGCAGAGGCGGCUGAGAAGAGGCAAAAGGUGGAGGAUCCAGAAGAAGGAGAGGCCAGGAAGCCCUUUAAGUGUGUCAGUCCCAGAGGAUCCUCCCUGAAGAUCGGUGAGAGGGCAGAAUUCCUCAACAGAUCCGCACAGAAGAGUUCUGUGAAGGCGUCUCACAGUCCUGUGGUGUCUAAGAUUGAUAACCGAUUAGAGCAGUACACCAGCGCAGUGCAGAGCCAGGUCAGAUCUCCCAGAUCAGCUGCCAUAGAUCUUCCCGUGGUGACGGACGGUAUUCGCAACAUCAAGACCAUGUGGGAGAAGGGGAAUGUCUUCAGCUCUGGAGGGAGCCCAGCCUCCACCAACAAGGAUGCAGCUGGGAUAAAGGUGGGCGUGGCCGGCCGCAUCAACGACUGGUUGAAUAAAACUCCAGAGACGGGCAAGACGUCAGGAGGAAGACCUGCGGACCUGAAACCGGGUGACGUGACCAGCAAACGCAGUCUAUGGGAAAACAAGGGGUCCUCUGCUACCAAGGUCACAGGCAGAGGAGAGACCAAAUCCGUCACCAAUGGAAUGGGCCAUUAACCUUUCAAAGAUGCCAGAGAGGCAGGGACCAAGAGAAUGCACAACAUUCCGUUUUUUUUAUAACUUUUAUUAAUACCAAAAAAAUACAAGCAUUUUAUACUGCCAGGAAGAUCUAUGUGAGUAGACACAGUAUAAAAGAGAGAAAAAGAAAAAAAAUAUAUAUAUAUUUUAUCACUGUAUUCACAGGUCACCGUCUUGCACCAUCAUAGCAUAAACGCAAUGCCUUUGUAUGUAACUUCUGUUAAACUGAAAUCAAGGCUGUGAAAACAAGAGAGCAAGUAAUUAGUUAUAUAACAGCAGCCAGCUACCUUGAAAAAUCGGACGAGGCGUAGCAAUCCGCUUCGUCUUUUGUCAAAUCACAUUUUUGCAAACAUGUUAGUUACUCUUCUCAUCUGUUAAUUUAUAGCUAAAGCAAAGCUUCACCUUGCAUUUCAUUCCUGUUCACCAGUUCCAGACCAAAUAUGAACACCCGUAGAGUAGCUGUAUUUUGUACUUUUUGUCGUUACGACACUUUUUUUUAUUGUCUUAAUAAUAUAUGUUAGCACAUAGGGUAAGUUUUUGUAAUUAACUAUAUAUUUUACUGCUUGAUACAAAAAUGGUGCUUUUGCUCUCAAUAUUAUUUUAUAUCAAAACAAGUUUUAAUUCCGCAGAAGUCCAUUAAGUCAUACCAUUUGCAUUAUUACAUUAUCUCUAGCAUUUUUACUUCUGGAAACACUGGUCUGAAGUUGUGUGUGACCAACUUUUUGUUAGUGUUAAUCAUGUGGAAUAAUCGGUAUUGGUUAAGUGAAACUGUUGAAGUCUAAAGAAAGGGAACGUGCACUUUUUGGCUUAAAUCACAUAUUUGAUGAGUACAUUUUACACAUUUUGCAUAUAAUUCAAGACCUUGGUUAAUCCAAAAACAUCCAGCACGGACAACGAGAAGGACAAAGUCAAUUCAUGUUUAUUGUUCAAGUGUUUCAUUUUUCUUCUUUCUGUUGCCAUCAUUCAUACUAAACUGCAACACAGAUGUUGUCAGCUUUCAAUACAGUGCUAGUUGGCAGAAUGUUCGUAAUGCUGUCAUUUAAACGUGUAUCACUUCUGACUUCUUUUGUCAGACAAAGAAUAUCCAGUUCUGCCACCAUAGCUUAUCGCUCAUGUCUCUAAAUGUUCAAAGAUCCUGUAUUCUGCUUGUAUUUUUUGACAAUCAAGUUUUUUACUAUUUGUUUCAACACUUAUGUAUUGUUUCAGACUAACACUAUGCAAGUCGCGCCACCUUUAGUUACAAAUAUGACCGUUUGUAGCCAAUAGUUCCAUACAGAGCAAAUGUUUCAACUUGUAUCAUUGUCUCAGUGACCACAAUAAAGAGACCAAUGAAAAACA
Cyprinus carpio (common carp) is the source of this 3344-nucleotide messenger RNA. RefSeq names its product caldesmon 1a (gene cald1a). The coding region runs from base 180 to 1985 and encodes 601 amino acids. The record is from RefSeq and is a predicted model, not a curated record. The transcript has 16 exons. Gene Ontology annotation, cellular component: actin cytoskeleton. Gene Ontology annotation, molecular function: actin binding; myosin binding; calmodulin binding. Gene Ontology annotation, biological process: muscle contraction; angiogenesis; actin filament bundle assembly. NCBI's taxonomy places the organism in Eukaryota, Metazoa, Chordata, Actinopteri, Cypriniformes, Cyprinidae.